UAGUGGGAGAAACAUAUAAUGUAAAAAUCGUUGAAGACAACCUGUAUCGUACAUCCAUAACACUGCAAACUAUACAAAAAUAAAGCAAAGAUCAGGAUAUUCUUAAAAUUGGUUAAGGUGUCAGAAAAUUAUAUCAGGCCAAAAUAAGCGCUAAAGAUCUCUAAACCAUCUAACCAACAAACAUAACCUGUAUAAAAACUUCUACAAUAAGAAUUUUUAAUCUAAAAUCAUGUCGGAUGAUGACGAUUACAUGUCUGACAAGUUUUUACAAGGAAUGGAAAAAUGUGUUGCACCUAGUCUUGUGCAUCGCCAUACCGAUAAAAGACAAAUAGAAAUGAUGAAGAAGAAAGUAAAAUUAGAGGCGCAAAUGAGAGAGAAAAAUAAGCCUGUGAGAGUGAUUGAGGAAGAAAAAAGAGAAGAAGGUCUAUCAUCAGCUAUCUCAAGUGAUAAUAAAGGCUUUGCUAUGCUAAUGAAAAUGGGAUACAAGCCUGGUCAAGGAAUAGGUAAAACCGAGUCAGGAAUAUCAGAACCUAUUCCUGUAGAUGUCAAAGCAAAUAGGUUGGGUUUAGGAAAAGCAGUGAAGAAGACUAAAAAAUGUCGGAAUCCGGAUGAAAAAUUAAAUAAUUUAAACAUGGACGAUUUUCGUGUAAGGAUGGCCCAAAGAAAAGCUGAACAUUUGAUCGAAGGCGAUUUGAGUAAGAGUCAAAGAGUCUGUGAACGACUGGAUACAUGUAAUAAAAUGGAAGAGCCACAUGAACUUUGGUUCUGGCCAACAAAAGAAAAGCCAAAAAACGAAGAUGAUUCUAGUUCUGAUUCGGAAGAGGAAGAAGAAGAAGAAGAAAUAGAAGCAUUACCGUCCACUGAAAAAUUGGAGAUUCUUACCAAGUACCUCAGAGAUAGAUAUUUUUACUGUAUCUGGUGUGGUACUGCAUUUGAUGAUCAAGAUGACUUAAAGGAAAAUUGUCCUGGUGGUACUCGAAAUGAUCAUUAAAUUCUUAUACUAGAGUACUUUUUUUGUCUUAUCUAUUGCCCUCUGCUGUUAUAUUAAGCUACUUUAAAGGAACUCAAUAAAAUUAAAAACUGAUUGGAUGAAA
Orussus abietinus is the source of this 1094-nucleotide messenger RNA. RefSeq names its product G patch domain-containing protein 11. The transcript is spliced from 3 exons. The record is from RefSeq and is a predicted model, not a curated record. Gene Ontology annotation, cellular component: kinetochore. Lineage: Eukaryota; Metazoa; Arthropoda; Insecta; Hymenoptera; Orussidae. Bases 230 to 991 code for a protein of 253 amino acids. Gene Ontology annotation, molecular function: nucleic acid binding.